CUGAGCAGUUGUGGUUUCAGAACAGGUUACACAACAGAAGUGAAGUUUUUUCAAAAUUUUGGUGGAUUUACUUGUUUGGAAAAAAUAAUUUUUUUCGUAAAAUUUCUAACCGUGCGGUUUUUCCAUGUUGGUAAAUAUGGAGGGUGGUGACGAAAGUGGGCGUCGGAGUCGAGGCCAAACACCGGAUCGGUUGGAUGCCACUGUUACAACCAAAGGUGGGGGUGGUGGGCGAAGUAAUCCGCACAGUCGGAGGGGUUCACAUCUCUUGGUCGCUGCCGGAAUUGGGAUCGAGCAGAGGAGGAAAUUAUCCCAACAGAAUGCAGAGGCGCACGGGAAAGUUUUCCAGAGGGGGAAUCAGGUCUUCAUCGAGGAUAAAGACGGAAAUGUGACGAGGCUGGAAGUCGUCGAGGUUCAUGAAAAGAUGGGCCUCUUACGAAAAUCUGUGCCCACGCUGCCACUCUUUUUUGCCAUUAUUUUCUGCCUCCUUAACACAAUUUUGCCAGGAACAGGGACAAUUCUUGGGGCCUUAAGUCUAUUUUGCUGUGGAAAAUGUCGUCACGAAAAAGUCUCUCGGGGAGUCAAGUAUGGCUUUGUUGCUGCUAUUUUGCAAAUCGUCACCGCAGUUUUUAUCGUCGGAUGGAUUUACAGUAUUUACUAUGGCGUCACGAUGGUCCAAGAUUCUUUACUAAAAGGAGCUGGUGCAACUGUGGAGCCGAUAAGUGAAGAUGUUGAGAAUAAUAAAAAUAACACGGACCCCUCACAACAUCCGCAAUCUACGUAAAAAUGUGCUAAAACAAUGUAUUUCUAUUUUCUUCAUAAAUAAAAUACUAUCAAAUUUUCAUAAGAUUUCUAAGGACUUUGGCAAUCCAGAAAGACAAGUGCAUACCUUGCCCAAUCACGUGUAAUCUGAUAACGAUAUGAUAUCAGUUCAUGAAAACAGCGAAAGCUUCAUGAACGUACUGGAUAAAACUAUUCUUGUUUUUCCCUCAUUCCCAUAUUUUACUAAGCCCUUUUGUGUAUCGGUGGUGUCAAGGUAUGCAGAAAUACCAAUUUUAAUCUAACAGACAUACAUUUCAUAGUUUUUCAGAAAAAAAAGUUUUGAUGAAAUAUUUUACCCAUUUGUCGUGCCAAAUGUUGUGUCAACUAAUUCCAAUCACUUGUACAGAAUAGUUUUUUGAUGAUGUAUGAUGAUGUAUAGUUUUUUGCGCUAAUUAUUUCUUCACACCUAAUAAAACCACUUAUUUAUAUAUUCCCAGCAGUUGGUAUGUAGAAGAGAAGCAGACAUCCUGUUUUUAUGAUAUAAGUUUAUACAUACAUAUCUAUUAAAAAUAUUGUACUUUGUAAUUACUUGGGAUCCGUUCAAUGUUGUAAAAACUAAAUGAUCGUUUUGUUGGUAAAAAUAAAGACCAUCUACUCAUGACUAAAAUUGUAAAAA
This is a messenger RNA of Folsomia candida, 1435 nucleotides long. RefSeq lists its product as uncharacterized. The coding region runs from base 125 to 781 and encodes 218 amino acids. The record is from RefSeq and is a predicted model, not a curated record. NCBI's taxonomy places the organism in Eukaryota, Metazoa, Arthropoda, Collembola, Entomobryomorpha, Isotomidae. The transcript is spliced from 4 exons.